This is a messenger RNA of Conger conger (European conger), 6084 nucleotides long. RefSeq names its product formin-like 3 (gene fmnl3). The transcript has 26 exons. Gene Ontology annotation, cellular component: cytosol. Gene Ontology annotation, molecular function: small GTPase binding; actin filament binding. Bases 441 to 3548 code for a protein of 1035 amino acids. The record is from RefSeq and is a predicted model, not a curated record. Gene Ontology annotation, biological process: cortical actin cytoskeleton organization; regulation of cell shape; cell migration. NCBI's taxonomy places the organism in Eukaryota, Metazoa, Chordata, Actinopteri, Anguilliformes, Congridae.
AGUAAUGAAUGGAUAAGCGAAGAAUCCAGCAAAGUUCAGAAAGUUGCUAUGUGGUCGGAUAAAAUGAUUUCAUCGAUCCAGGGAUUUUCAGCGCAAGAUGGAGGGGCCGGGGUAGUUGGAUAAGUUACUCAAGAGCAAAAAAUCCAAACUGAACACUUUUUCUCACGUUUGAGAUACAAGUAGUCUACGCGCAGCCUUUGCUGUAACAAAGGUUUACUAUAUUGAUGCAAUAUGGGACUGAUGUGGCCGACGAACUGAACUAGGAAUGUAAAAUCCGGACGGAAAUACAAUACCAAUCCGUUGAAUCGGAAUUGCGUAUAGCCUACUACUGAUUUUCUUUGGGGUUAAUUACAGAUUUGUUCGAACCAGGGCACACAGGGAACUGGGACGAAGGAAAGGAUUUUCUUCAAAGGAUACAGAUUAUUUUUCUUAAUUUAACCAUGGGGAAUAUUGAGAGUGUGGACGGACAGUCAGAAAUGAAGACUCAUAUAAUGCCAUUAAAGGUCCCUAUGCCAGAUGCCAUUGAACUGGAAGAGAGAUUUGCAUUAGUUUUGAACUCCAUGAAUCUCCCCCCGGACAAAGCCCGUCUCCUACGCCAGUACGACAACGAGAAGAAGUGGGAGCUCAUCUGUGACCAGGAGCGGUUUCAGGUGAAGAACCCGCCCCACACCUACAUUCACAAACUGCGGGGCUACCUGGACCAAGGUGUCACUCGUAAGAAAUUUCGCCGCCGGGUCCAGGAGUCAACCAAAGUCCUGCGGGAGCUGGAGAUUUCGCUAAGGACCAAUUACAUUGGGUGGGUUCGGGAGUUCCUGAACGAUGAGAACCGAGGUCUGGACAUCCUGGUGGAGUACCUGUCCUUCGCGCAGUGUGCCGUCAUGUUGGAUUUUGAGGGAUUGGAGAAAGGGGAGGAGGGGUAUUUGGAGAGGACCAGGUCCUGGAGCAGGUCUAUGGAGGAUCUGCCCCUGAGUGACAGCCAGGCCUUCUGCAACACGCUGACCCGCUCUGCCCGCCAGUCUGUGCUUCGCUACAACACCAUGACCAACAGCAAGGCCAUCAAGAACUCCCGGCUCAUCAGCCAGAAGGAUGACGUGCACGUGUGCAUCAUGUGCCUACGGGCGGUCAUGAACUACCAGUACGGAUUCAACCAGGUGAUGUCUCACGCGCACGCGGUGAAUGAAAUCGCCCUCAGCCUCAACAACAAGAACUCCAGGACGAAGGCUCUGGUGCUGGAGCUCCUGGCUGCAGUGUGCCUGGUCCGGGGUGGGCACGAAAUCAUUCUUUCUGCAUUCGACAACUUCAAAGAGGUGUGCAAGGAGAAGCAUCGUUUUGAGAAGCUGAUGGAGUACUUCCGCUGUGAAGAUGGAAACAUUGACUUCAUGGUUGCCUGCAUGCAGUUCAUCAAUAUUGUGGUCCAUUCGGUGGAGGACAUGAACUUUCGAGUCCACUUGCAAUACGAGUUCACCAAGCUGGGCUUAGACGACUUCCUGGAGAAGUCCCGGCACACGGAGAGCGAUAAGCUGCAGGUGCAGAUCCAGGCGUACCUGGACAAUGUGUUCGACGUCGGGGGGCUGCUGGAGGACGCUGAGACUAAGAACGUGGCCCUGGAGAAGGUGGAGGAGCUGGAGGAGCACCUGUCACAUGUGACAGAGAAGUUGCUGGACUUAGAGAAUGAAACGGUGAUGAAGGUGGCUGACCUGGAGAUGCGUCUCCUGUAUAAGGAAAAGGAGCUCAUUGCAGUCAAGGAGACGUGCGAGUCCACCAGCACGCAGGUGCGGACGCUCCGGCGGAUGGUGAAGGAGAAGGAGGCGGAGGCGCGGCGGCAGAGCCAGAUGGAGCGCCGGCUGAUGGAGCUGGAGCAGCAGGGCGCCGUCCGGCUGAGCGGCCACGAGGACGGCCCGCUCGCCGUCCAGACGCCGGGGCGGGGCGGGGGGGAGGCUCACAGGGCCGGCGGAGACGCCCCCGGCCCCGCCGCCCAACCCUCGCCUCCUCCCCCCCCUCCCCCUCCUCCCCCUCCCCCACCUCUGCCCUCAGCCCCAGGUGCAGGGGAGUUCAUGCCAGUUCCCCCCCCCCCUCCGGCCCCACCUUUGCCAGGACUGUCGCCAUCUGUCAUCCUUACCGUCGGCCUAUCAGCCAUCAGGAUAAAGAAGCCCAUCAAGACCAAAUUCCGCCUGCCUGUGUUCAACUGGACCGCCCUCAAACCCAACCAGAUCAACGGCACGGUCUUCAACGAGAUUGACGACGAGCGUGUUCUGGAGGAGCUGGACAUGGAUAAGUUUGAGGAGCUGUUUAAGACGCGAGCACAGGGGGCCAUGAUAGACCUCUCCUGUCCGAAGAACAAAGUGUCGCAAAAGGUGGUGAACAAGGUGACCCUGCUGGAUUCCAACCGCUCCAAGAACCUGGCCAUCACUCUGCGCAAGGCCAGCCGGAGCAGCGAGGACAUCUGCAAGGCCAUCCAGACGUUUGACCUGAAGGCGCUGCCAGUGGACUUUGUGGAGUGUCUGACGCGGUUUCUCCCCACGGAGGCGGAGUCUAAGAUGAUGCGUCAGUACGAGCGGGACCGGCGGCCGCUCGACCAGCUGGCCGAGGAGGACCGCUUCAUGCUGCUCUUCAGCAGGAUCGAGCGCCUCACCCAGCGCAUGAGCAUCAUCACCUUCGUGGGCAACUUCUCCGACAGCAUCAACAUGCUCACCCCCCAACUCAAUGCUAUUAUUGUUGCCUCAGCCUCAGUCAAGUCCUCUCCCAAACUGAAGAGAAUGUUGGAGAUCAUCUUAGCCCUGGGGAACUACAUGAACAGCAGCAAGAGAGGCUCCGUUUAUGGGUUUAAACUACAGAGUUUGGAUCUGCUGUUGGACACCAAGUCGACGGACAGGAAGAUGACACUUCUGCACUACAUCGCCAUCGUUGUCAAGGAGAAGUACUGCGACUUGGCAAACUUCUACAACGAGCUGCACUUUGUGGACAAGGCUGCUGCAGUUUCCCUGGAGAAUGUGCUGCUGGACGUUCGGGAGCUGGGAAAGGGCAUGGAUCUGAUCCGGAGGGAGUGCAGCCUACACGACCACCCCAUCCUCAAAGGCUUCCUGCAGGCCAGCGACCCCCAGCUCGACAAACUGCAGAGAGACGCCAAGACCGCUGAGGAGGCCUUCAACAACGUGGUGAACUUCUUUGGCGAGAGUGCCAAGACCACGCCCCCCUCCGUGUUCUUCCCAGUGUUUGUGCGCUUCAUCAAGGCUUACAAGGAUGCAGUGGAGGAAAAUGAACAGAAGAAGAAGCAGGAGGAGGCCAUGAGGGAGAAGCUCCUUGCACAGGAGGCCAAGCAGAAAGACCCCAAGGUGCAGGCGCAGAAGAAGAGGCAGCAGCAGCACGAGAUGAUCGCAGAGCUGCGCAGACGGCAGGCGAAGGACCACCGGCCCGUGUACGAGGGCAAGGACGGCACCAUCGAGGACAUCAUCACAGUUCUGAAGAGCGUGCCCUUCACCGCCCGCACUGCCAAGCGCGGCUCCCGUUUCUUUUGUGAAGCCAACCUCUGCGACGAGUCCAACUGCUAGCUCCGCCCCCAGUCCCUCCUCCCGACCCCCCCAGGUUGUCCGGACCUCCGCCCCGCCCCGCCCGUGCAUGCCUGUACAAACCUGCAUGCCCUACGUCGCCUGCACCCACCCUCAACUAACCUGGGAAACCCCCGACGCGUUUUCUCUCUCACCUUUGACCUUAUAAAGCACUCUUCACAAGUAUCAUUCAGCCCUCUUCAGGGUAUAACCCACUGCUUUCAUCUGAGGGCCGCUUCACCAGAAGAAAAAUAUACGCUGUAAUUCGCCAAAACUAAAAGUGAGAAACGAUUCAGUUUUUCUUUACGUUGAUGAUUCCGAACCCCUUCGUGUUGUUCUGUAACAGAGGUGGAACAGCGGUCCUCAGCCACUCCAGGGGCCUCAUGUAUAAUUGAGAUCGAUUUGUUUUUGCCUAAUUUAUAGGCCUACAUCAUAGGGAAAAAGGCUCAGGAAGCAUCACGCAAAUGAUCCAACAUACAGCGUUUCAUACAGCGUUUCAUACAGUGCUUCAUACAGCGUUUCAUAUAGCAUCCCACAACCUAGAGAGAGAGGGAGAGAUCUAAAAUCAAGGUGGUUUUAGUGUCAUAGCAAACAAACCUUGUUAUUUACCUUAGUUAACUAUUACUUUUGUUAAUGCUCAUUAUAGGUGCAUAGAAUAGACAGUUGUGAAAUAUUUAAAUCUUACACGUGAAAAUGAGUCCAUGCCAUUACCCAGAGCCAACCUAUCAAAGCUUGCCAAGCAAGAUAUUUUGUUCUGCUGGAUACAAUACUCUUGAUGGGACCAAACAAAAGUUAUGCUCUUGCCUGCAACUCUGUUAACAUUACUUCAUUAUCGCAUUCAGAGAAUUUUACUUGCCAUUUAGAAAAAUGCUGCAAUGAUGUUUUGCUACAAUUACGUUAUUUGGAACAGAUUUACUGCCAUUUGAAAGCGGCUUAAACAGCUAAAUAAGAUGCACAAAGCCACCAUAUUAGGAUAAUUGAGCGUGCUUAUGAAUCAUGCGUAUGCAUGGUUUAGUAGCUGGUCGUACAGUUAAAUGUAGGAUGAAAUCCACGCAAAUUCCAUGCAUGAGGCCCCAGGUUUUACUUGAAGCAGGUUUAGCCUGGAGAAGAAACUGCUUGUGGAUGAUGUGCCAACUUUCUUAUGCUAAGACCUGCGCUGGAUUCCAUCUCUGAUGUAGCCGAAACGGUUCCCUUUGAAGAGCAUGUUUGGAAUUGAAUGGAGACAUAAAAACAGACGUUUCUCAACCUCAUCUUCAUCAGUAAAAGCAUUCUGGCUGUCGCAUGUCAGUCCUUCUAACAGAAUUAACAGAAACAUUCUCCAUUUUAGCAGCUCGUCUUAUCCAUGGAGGACCAUCUGUUUCUGGGGUUUUUAUUCUAAUCUCUACCUCUAAGACUUCAGAAGAUACUUCAUUAACCUAUAGUUAGUGUUUUUUAUGUUUGGUCACAGAAUCUUUUUUAUGAUUGUCAUCAUAUAAUAGGUGAAAUUGUAUGAUUAAAUGUCAUAUCGCCCUCCCUUAAAUCACAUGCUUGUGUUUUUACUCAAGAAUAUUUAUAUACACUCAGUGAGCACUUCAUUAGGUAUUUCUUAGACUUUUGUAGCCUAUCCACUUUGAGUUAUGAUGCGUUGUUUGUUCAGAGAUGCUCUUCUGCAUACCACUGUUGUAAUGUGUGGUUAUUUGCGUUACUGUCACCUUCCUGUCAGCAGUUUCUGAGAUACUGCUGUCUGCCACCAACAAUCAUUCCACGGUCACUUAGAUCAAAUUUCUUCCCCAUUCUGAUGGUUGAUGUGAACAUUAACUGAAGUUCCUGACCCGUAUCUACAUGAUUAUAUGCAUUGCACAGCUGCCACACAAUUGGCUGAUUAAAUAAUCGCAUGAAUAAGUAAGUAUAAUAAAGUAAAAAUGUUACUAAUAAAGUGCUCAGUGAGUGUAUACAUAUACAUAUUAAAAAUGUGUUUUUUAAAGUGCAUGUGUAAAUGUAAUUGACAUAACUGAAUCUUAUUUGAACCCAAAACACAGAGGGGGCUCCAGGAAUGUCCCAUUCAUUUGACCCCCUACCCUGGACUAACACUCAUUUUACCUCCUCUCUCCCUCCUCACUCUUUCUGUUACUUUAUUCCUUUUUGGCCUCCAUGCAGCCGGGGUGCAGUUGGAUCUGGGCUCAUUUUAAACAGCAGGUUCUAAACAGCGGGUAAGGGUGGCUGUAGCUCCGCCCGCUUUCUGCCAGCCACGCCUGCUGUGACGUCAAGCCCCGCCCAGCUCUGAGCUCAUCCUCCUAUCGCAGGGAUCCUUAUUUUCCACAGCAGUCAGGACAGAAGCAGUCACAUAGAGUAUUAAAGAGAUGCAUGUUUAGGGAGAAGAAACCACAGCUUGCACACACGAGUGACCGUGCUGUGUCAGGGAGAUUUCAUGAAAGCUCUCUCUCUCUUGGGAGAGACACAGUAUGCUGCAGAAACUCUGGUUUGAACCAGGCUGUGGAGACAUUUCUAUUUGUUCAGUGAGUUGUGGCUUACAGAUUUUAGGGGUUUGUGAAACAGUCUC